CGAAAUCCCUCUUAAUUAACCCUACAGGUGUGAGUCGGAGGAGAAGAGAAAGACGCGAGAGAGAGAAAACAAGAAGGGAAGGAAGAAAAACAGCGAGAAAGGAAAAGUGGAAAACCGUAAACAAGACAGCGCUAAGCCACGCCCACCGGAAUCCCCCGCGGACCAAUGAGGCGCGACGAGGCUCCCCAUUGGCCAAGGUGGGAGGAGCGAUGCCGCGGAUUCUGCAUCUCUCGCGCGGGACACAAGGCGGGGACUGUGAGGCGGCGCGCGGCACUCAGUCAACUAAGACUAAUCUAUUGGGCAUGGACAAGGCGAGCCUCAGUGCGCCCCGUGAGAUUGAGCGAGGGAGAGUGUAAGGAGUGAGACGCCCGCACGUGACUCUUGAACACUUGCCUCCAGCGUUUUUGUGUACCUGCUUGAGGGACGGCGACGGCGAACUCUUCCUCCUCUUCUUUUCUGGCUUGUUUAUACGGUGAGCGAGGCGCGAGAGAUGAGCCGCGCCUGAGCCUGAGGUGACGCACGGCUGUUACUCGCUCGCUCGUCUUCGCGGCGUGUCCGGAGCUCCACGGCGGCGAGUAAACACGAACCGGAAAGGAAAAUAGAUAUAAAAAUGGAUCCUGUGAAAAAGGAACGCGUGUCGCCGCUACUCGGGGAAGGAGGCGGGAGCUACGACCCCUCCACCAGGACUUGUAUCACCUCCGUGGCGGCCUCGUCCGCGCAGAACACCCUCGACCUCAAGCCAAACAUCAAAGUCUACCACCCUCAGCAACCCGUACCGCAGCAGCAGCCUCCACCGCAGCCACCACAGCCACAGCCGCCACAGACCACCGCCCACUCGUCGCCCCCGCUGCCCACCGUCAUCACCUCCGUCCCCUCCUCUACGGGUGGCGGCGCGGGGCGGAUCGUGGAGGAGCUGAACGGCGUGGGCGUGAGCGUGGGUCCUGACGGGGAGCUGCUGCCGGGUCACUCCACCGUCAACUUUUCCGGGGAGAUUAGCGACGCGGUGACCAAGAUUCUGGAGGACUACGACUGGUCCAAGAUCCCCCUGGCUAACAAGGAUGCGGCGGGCGGCAGCGAGCGGCGGAAGGUUCACGUGAAGCGGCCGAUGAACGCCUUCAUGGUCUGGGCCCAGGAGGCGCGGCGCAAGCUAUCCUGCACCAACCGACAGGUCCACAACGCCGAGCUCUCCAAGUCCCUCGGCAGGAUAUGGAGGGGCAUGACGGAGGACCAGAAACGUCCCUUCAUGGAGCGGGCUGACCACCUCCGCCGCAAACACAAGCAGGAGUACCCGGACUACAAGUACCAGCCCCGCCGCAGGAAGGAGAACGUGAAGACGGUGGGCAAGCCGAACCACGUCAGCCUACAGGACCUUCCCCCCCCGCAUCACUACGUCAGUUCGGCUAAGGGCGGCACCUUCGGCGUGGGGCUGCACCCGCUUUCCCCGCCACACUCGCCCUCGGGGCCUGGCGGGGCGGGGCGGGGCCACCCGGAGGGCCACGUACCCGACACAGCCUUCGUGUCGGACUGUUUGGCGGACUCGCUGGAGAGCAUCGACCGCGCCGAGAUGAACAAGUACCUCCUGCCCGACCAGGGGACGCCCACGCCCUACGGAGCCACGCCCAGCCACGGCAGCCUCCACCCAAUGACCACCAUGACCACCACCAUGGCCACCAUGAACACCAUCACCACCAUGAACCCAAUGAACCCAAUGACAACCACGGGCGGCGGCAGCCCCUGCACUGCCACCGCCGCUUCCCUCACCAGCCUGCCGCCCAUCGGCUCCCGCCUCCUGCCGCCUGCCCCGGUGUACGGCGGCCCCGGCUCCCCUUACUACACGGGGGGCACCUCCCCCCAGCCCGCAGGACACGGCUCUCCAGACCUACCCACCGAGCUGGGGACCUCCGGAGGGGGCGGCGUGUCCCCCGGGGGGUCACCGGGGUCACCGUCACAAGAGUAUGUUGAGCUGCAGCCGCCUCGCCCCCUGAAGGAGGAGCCGCUGCCGUCCCUCACGAUGCCCAAGGCCAACGUGAGCCCCUUCCUGCCCCAGAACCUGUGUUACUCCACCCAGCCCUACGCCUUCCAGUACUCCUACCCCUACGCCCCUAUGUGGCACUGAGGGACACUCAACACAGCUCACCGCCGAGCAUCUUUCCGGCCGGGGAUGGACGGGAAGCCACACGGCAGCGGCGACACAUGCCCGUCCCCUCGCGUGCCUCAACACAGUUCACAGUUCAAGAGUAAGGGCGUCGAGUGGCCGCACGCAAGUCUUGCCGAGGCCAAAACAGCACAGUGGUGACAGUCGCCGCCGCUUGGGCCUCGCCACAACCCUGUCAGUGAGUGCCAACAGGUGGCAAAGGUGCUGGCGGCCACCUGUGGCGGCGCGGUGCCGAGGCGGUGGUUCGUGUGGUGGUGCGGUCCAUGGAGACUUCUGUGUACUUUUAUGAUCUUCACAUAAGUUAUUACGUCCUUUUUUUUCCCUCUUAACUGAGGCCAUUCACGCCACUAAGGUGUCGUCGGAGUGCACGGGACGAGGAGCGCCGCGUCUUGCCGUCCGGGGCAGGAGACGCGCGAGGCCGGACGUUCACUCUGGAGGCGCCGCGCACUCAUGUCACAACGUUUCUUAGGAAAGUUGUUUGUGGCUGAGGAAUAUUUUUUCAUAAAACGCCGGAGAACUGAAACUGUUCGUGCAUGGAUCACUUACAUAUUAAGAGGAAUCGCGGAUCAGCAACUGAGAUCGUGAGAAGUUUUAUUUUCAUAUCUCAAAGGAACGUAAAUGCAUACACAAGUGAUAUUUCUCCGUGAUUCCCCGUCGGCGACCGUCUCCCCUUUUAUACAGUAUUAUCGAAGUCAGCGUCUGAGGCCGCGUCGGUUGUGAGGGAAGCGUCUGACUAAGGCAGCGGUGGCCUCGGUCAGCGCCCGGCGAAGCGCCCAGCGAGGCUCCUAGGCUCGAGGGCGGCUGGGCUAGCCAUCCGACGCGGCCACGACGUUGACGGGAACACUGAUUGACGCAUCGGUGUUUUGUAUAUAUGAAAACAAUGCUCCCUGCAGCGCCACGGCGGACGCUGUGGCGCUGUUAUGUAACCUGGACUCUACGGUUAAGGAGUGUGUUGGUAGUGAGCCAGUCGAGUCCUUCUGAGGCAGCUGAGUGUCCCCGCCCCUGUGCCCCGCCUGCACCCGCCCAGCAGCAGCAGCAAGAGCAGGCUGGUGGCACCCCUCCCCGCAGCAUAUCUUAUAAUGUAUUUAUUUAAGUUUCCUUUGAUAAUUUUCCUGUUUGUAUUUUCUUUCAAGUUUAUAUAUAGUUUGUAAGUUUAUCAUAGUAUCUGUACUUGGUCAGUAUGAUGUUCAGAUCAAAGUUCAAAAACACUCCUUGAGCAGCACAGCCCCGCGCCGCGCACUUUGUCUUUCACAGCUCGAGUUCUUGAUCUUGAUGGCGCGGCGCUGGCGGCGACGCAGAGCUCAGGACUCAUGGCAGCGCCGGGCUCAAGUGUUCAGCGGUGACGCAAGGGCAAGUGGCUGGCGAGGCUAAUGCAGCAAAGUGCGUGAGACUUUCGUAUACAAAGUGAGUGACCCGCGUCCGAAGUGGUCACGAGAGCGGCGCGCCUAGAGACAAGGAGCGACUAAGCGACUUCUUGUGUUCGCCCGACAAUGGACUCUCAGCGCGUGCUACAACUGUUUAUUUCCCUUGCUCCCACCGCACCACUUGAGUCCCCGCGUCGCUCCCGCUGCCGGCGUGUAGCGCGAGCUGCAACGCACGGACCAGCGCCCACAAAGAAGCCAAAUAAAUGAAAAAAAAAAAAAAUGGUGAGGACCCGAGCAUAGAUAGUUCAAGGAGGAAAAAAAUAAAGUGAAGAACAUU
Molecule: messenger RNA, 3856 nt
Organism: Eriocheir sinensis (Chinese mitten crab)
Lineage: Eukaryota; Metazoa; Arthropoda; Malacostraca; Decapoda; Varunidae
Product: transcription factor SOX-8-like
Exons: 4
Coding region: 611-2116 (501 amino acids)
Biological process (GO): regulation of transcription by RNA polymerase II
Cellular component (GO): nucleus
Molecular function (GO): RNA polymerase II cis-regulatory region sequence-specific DNA binding; DNA-binding transcription factor activity, RNA polymerase II-specific
Source: RefSeq, a predicted model, not a curated record